GGCGGCCCGGGCGGAGCGGCGGACACAGGUCCCAGGAAGGUGGCGUCAGCAUCUGCAGCCGCGUCGACGUAGUCGGAACCUCCGCGGGGGACCCAGGAGAGCCGGACCAGGACCAGGGCCCCGGGCCUGCCCACACUUCCCAUGGAGAAGCCAACAGCCUCAACAGAGCCCCAAGGGCCUCGGCCGGUCCUGGGCCGCGAAAGUGUCCAGGUGCCUGACGACCAGGACUUCCGUAGCUUCCGGUCAGAGUGCGAGGCCGAGGUGGGCUGGAACCUGACCUACAGCAAGGCCGGUGUGUCUGUGUGGGUGCAGGCGGUGGAAAUGGAUCGGACUCUGCACAAGAUCAAGUGCCGGAUGGAAUGCCGUGAUGUGCCAGCUGAGACGCUCUACGACGUCCUACACGACAUUGAGUACCGAAAGAAGUGGGACAGCAACGUCAUUGAGACAUUCGACAUCGCCCGUUUGACAGUCAACGCUGACGUGGGCUAUUACUCUUGGAGGUGUCCCAAGCCCCUGAAGAACCGUGAUGUCAUCACCCUCCGCUCCUGGCUCCCUAUGGGCACUGAUUACAUCAUUAUGAACUACUCAGUCAAACACCCUAAAUACCCACCUCGGAAAGACUUGGUCCGAGCUGUGUCCAUCCAGACGGGCUACCUCAUCCAGAGCACGGGGCCCAAGAGCUGCGUCAUCACCUACCUGGCCCAGGUGGACCCCAAAGGUUCCUUACCCAAGUGGGUGGUGAAUAAAUCAUCUCAGUUCCUGGCUCCCAAGGCCAUGAAGAAGAUGUACAAGGCAUGCGUCAAGUACCCCGAGUGGAAGCAGAAGCAUCAGCCACAUUUCAAGCCGUGGCUGCACCCGGAGCAGAGCCCGUUGCCCAGCCUGGCACUGUCGGAGCUGUCGGUGCAGCACGCGGACUCGCUGGAAAACAUCGACGAAAGUGCGGUGGCAGAGAGCCGGGAGGAACGAGUGGGUGGCGCAGGCGAGGGCAGUGACGAUGACACCUCGCUCACCUGAGCACAGCACUGCUGCAUGGAUGGAGACAGGACUGGAGCGGAGCCCUGGGGUGUGGACCAUCCUGCACCCUCUCCCCUCCCCCCACCCGACUUCCUGGGGACCCCAGGCCUGGCUCCCUGCACUUUGGCCUGGCCGGACACAGCCCCAAUAAAAGAUCCCACAGCCUCA
This is a messenger RNA of Chinchilla lanigera (long-tailed chinchilla), 1182 nucleotides long. RefSeq names its product StAR-related lipid transfer (START) domain containing 10 (gene Stard10). NCBI's taxonomy places the organism in Eukaryota, Metazoa, Chordata, Mammalia, Rodentia, Chinchillidae. The record is from RefSeq and is a predicted model, not a curated record. Gene Ontology annotation, molecular function: lipid binding.